AUGAAACUUUUCAUCACAUUGUCCGCCCUGCUGGCCGUUGCCAUAGCCGUCGAAUACCACCACGUGGAACACAAGCACAUCCCAAUUGUCCACAGUGAAUCAUACCAUGGACAUGAUGGAAGCUUCAAGCACGGCUACGAAUCGGCCAACGGAAUCUCGGUUCAGGAACAGGGCUACGUCAAGAACAAUGGAGGCAAGGAAAAUGCCAACGUUGUCCACGGAUCGUACUCGUACGUCGACCCCCAUGGUGUCCCAGUUUCCGUGAGCUACACUGCUGACGAGAACGGUUUCCAGGCCAAGGGAUCGCACAUCCCAACUGCACCACCACUACCAAAGGCCCUGGUUGAAGCCUACGCUAAAGCCGGAAGCCAUCCGGAAAGCCACAGUGAUGUGCACUACAGCCAGCCGGAACCAGCCUCCUACAAGCACUACUAAGCACGUGUAGCUAAAACAACUGCCAUCCCCAAUGAAGAUUCCGAUUCAU
Molecule: messenger RNA, 484 nt
Organism: Ochlerotatus camptorhynchus
Lineage: Eukaryota; Metazoa; Arthropoda; Insecta; Diptera; Culicidae
Product: cuticle protein CP14.6-like
Exons: 2
Coding region: 1-435 (144 amino acids)
Cellular component (GO): chitin-based extracellular matrix
Molecular function (GO): structural constituent of chitin-based larval cuticle
Source: RefSeq, a predicted model, not a curated record